GGUUUUCGAUGUAAAUGCUAUUUGCAACACAGUUUUACAAUGUGAUGGUAUCGAAUACUCCAUUCGUGCAGUCGGUAGCGUGACAUCGUUCUGCAGGAGGAGGCAUGCCCGACCAGCUGCAACCCAAGAUAGACCUAGACGAGAUACUGCGGGAGCUGGGCCAGUUCGGACGAUACCAGUUGUGCGUGUUCUGUUACCUGUGCGUCGCCAUCAUCUUCACCAGUAUAUACAACUGCCAAUACGUGUUCAAUGCAGGCAGCGUCGCAUACAGGUGUAGAGUGCCAGCAUGCGAGUCUACACCAGAGAAAUUCGACCCUAACGGUUGGGGAAAGUUUGCAUUGCCAUCGACGGGGUACGACUGCUGGCAGAAGGUGCCCAUCGGGUCCACUUGCGAGCCCCAGAGCUUCUCCAACAAGACCCGCCGCUGCUACUCCUGGGUUUACGAGAAUCAUUAUACAAUCGUUCCUGAGUAUGACCUGGGGUGCCAGGAGUGGAAGCGCACGCUGGUGGGCACCAUACACAACGUCGGCGUGUUCAUCGCCAUUCCCUUCACCGCGGUUAUCUCAGAUAAGUUUGGUCGUCGUCUGGCGCUGAUCGGCACGGCGGUGGCGCCGGCGCUGGUGGGGGUGGUCCGAGCCUUUUGUCACAACUACUACCUGUACCUGGUGCUGGAGCUCCUCGAGGCGUUCGUCGGGAAUGGCACUUACAGCACGGCUUUCAUUAUGGCAUUAGAAGUAGUAAGUCUUAAGAAGAGAGUGAUAGGCGGCAACGUGAUUCAGUGCACGUUCGCGAUGGGGCAGGUGAUCGCCGCGCUGUGCGCCUGGGCCAUCCCCUACUGGCGGACGUACACCAUCGUCAUCUUCGCUCCCUCCUUCUUGUUCAUAUUCUACUGCUUCUUCGUAGAGGAGAGUGUACGCUGGCUCAUAGCCAAGGGACGCAGAGAUGAAGCGAUAAGAAUCAUUUUCAAAAUUGCGCGGUACAACCGCGUGACGCUCUUACCGGAAACACUAAUGUUACUAACCAGUACACCGAGGUUACACACUGUAAGCAACAACCCGCGACCGAGUGCGUUCCCCGAGCCGGAGCCGGAGCAGCCGUCGCUGCUGAGGCAGGUGCUGAGGUCCAAGACCAUCCUGGGCCGCAUGGCCGUGGUAUCGUUCUGGUGGAUUUCCGUGACCAUGAUCUACUACGGGCUGUCCAUUAACUCCGUGUCUCUGAUGGGCAACAAGUACAAGAACUACAUACUGACGUCACUCGUGGAGAUUCCCGGCUCAUUGCUCGGCUUCGCAACACUUGACCGAUUUGGAAGAAAGGCUUCUCUUAUGACAAGUUUUUUUGUGUGCGGCACAUCACUUCUCAUGCUACCUGCCACAGCUGACCCAACGUUGAUAAUGUUGCUGACGCUGGUGGGCAAGAUGAUGAUCAGCCUGAUCUUCUGCGGCAUCUACAUCUACACGGUGGAGCUGUUCCCGACGCAGGCGCGCCACAUGCUGAUGGGCUUCUGCUCCAUGACGGGCCGCAUCGGCUCCAUGGCCGCGCCGCAGACGCCUCUGUUGGUUGAUGCUGUACAUGAAGUCACUGCCGUACAUCUUGUUCGGGACGAUGGCGGGCACGGCGGGGCUGCUGAUGCUGCUCACGCCGGAGACGCUGCACCUCAAGCUGCCCGACACCAUCGCGCAGGCGGAGCAGCUCAGCGUGGCCGUGCGAGGGAGGAACACCCCGAGCCCAUGAACCCAAACAUAUUAAUAAGCAUUCCAACAUCAAGUGACAUUUGACAAUGACCUUCUAACUCGAGCGAGGGCCAAGCAUAUCGAUCAACAUGAUGUGUACGAUGCGUCGUGUGGCGGAAAGACUGAUGCAGGUCUUAAGCUGAAUGAAGCUUUACACAGUCUGUAAAAGCUUUAGAGUUUUGCACAUAAGUAUUUCUGCUGCCAAUUUAUAAUUAAGGCUACUUGUAUGGAGCAUCAACUGGACAUUUAAGAUAUAUGCUAAAAAUCCAUCUGUAACUAUAAUUGAAAACCGACACCACAAUGUUUUAAAUAUUAGUUGUGCAAGUUGCUCAGAGACGUAGAUAAUGAAUGUAUAAAUGAAGUAAAACCUAUUAAAUAUCAUGGUUUAUACGAUGGUUUUUUGUUAAUUUUUACAUAGCUAUUUUGCAUUAAAGGUUUACUCCUCAAUAA
Messenger RNA from Helicoverpa zea (corn earworm), 2180 nucleotides. RefSeq names its product organic cation transporter protein-like. The coding region runs from base 105 to 1775 and encodes 556 amino acids. The record is from RefSeq and is a predicted model, not a curated record. NCBI's taxonomy places the organism in Eukaryota, Metazoa, Arthropoda, Insecta, Lepidoptera, Noctuidae. Gene Ontology annotation, molecular function: transmembrane transporter activity. The transcript has 7 exons. Gene Ontology annotation, biological process: transmembrane transport. Gene Ontology annotation, cellular component: membrane.